Chenopodium quinoa (quinoa) is the source of this 4858-nucleotide messenger RNA. Its product is annotated as anthocyanidin 3-O-glucosyltransferase-like. The record is from RefSeq and is a predicted model, not a curated record. NCBI's taxonomy places the organism in Eukaryota, Viridiplantae, Streptophyta, Magnoliopsida, Caryophyllales, Amaranthaceae. Gene Ontology annotation, molecular function: UDP-glycosyltransferase activity. The coding region runs from base 432 to 1829 and encodes 465 amino acids. The transcript has a single exon.
AUAUACUCCAUACUUUACUGACUAACAAAUAAUUCAUGAACUCAUGUUGUAAAAGCUUCGUGACAAAAAUAAUGCCACUGGGCUUGCGGCAGAAUUGAUGCAUGAAAUACAGCCAUAGAAUUCACUGUUGGUUAUAAUGAGGUGGGGUAAAGUACUAAAGUAGCAUUAAUAUACAAAAGAACAUUGAUGAUCUAAUUUGGCAAAUUUGAACCUAUCAUUUCCAUAUUCCACCUACCUACUACCAAAUGCUCACAACAUGAACAUACACCCGAGUUUGACAGAAUGACAGCUGAUAUAGUGAUAUGGUCCAUUUUUUUAGGUCAUUUUAAAGUAAUUGCCGACAUAUAUAGUGAAUGUGCUAGGGAGCAAAAAUAAUUGCCAUUUCUCUUUCAAGUCUCUCAAAGUACACACAAAACACCAGUUUGAGAAAGAUGGAAAGCAAACUUCACAUUGUAAUGUUUCCAUGGUUUGCGUAUGGUCAUAUAAACCCAUUCAUCCAGCUCUCUAACAAGCUAUCCUCCCAUGGCAUCCAAAUAUCCUUCUUUUCGUUACCCGGAAACGUCGCUCGCAUCGAAUCCUCCCUUAAUAACACUCCUCUCAAUCAAGUCAUCCCCCUCACUAUCCCACCAACUGAAGGACUGUCAUCUAACUUUGACAGCAGCUCUGACAUAACACCAGAAACUGGUGAACUCCUUAAAGUAGCACUUGAUCAAAUGCAACCACAAGUCAGAACCCUUUUAUCUCAACUUCAACCCCACAUUAUCCUCUUUGAUUUUGCACACUACUGGAUUCCCUCAAUUGCUUAUGAAUUAGGCAUCAAGGCUGUAAAUUACAGUGUAUUCUCAGCCGUUGCGAAUUCAUAUCUAACUAUCCCAGCAAGAAUCAAUGAUCCAAACAAACAACCCACUGUUGAUGACUUAAAGGUCCCUCCUCCAGGGUUCCCUAAAACCUCAAUCACAUCAAUGAAAACCUUCCAAGCUCGAGACUUCCUAUACCUUUUCAAGAGCUUCAAUGGCUUACCUUCCGGUUUCAAUAAAAUUAUGAGCUUCAUAAAAUCAUGUGAUGCUAUAAUCUAUAAAACCUGCACUGAAAUAGAAAGUCCGUACAUAGAUUACUUGAAAACCCAGAUAGGAAAACCAAUGCUUUUAGCAGGAUCAGCUGUUCCUCCACCACCUUCUGGUAAACUAGAAGAAAAAUGGGAAACAUGGUUGGGUAAAUUCCCUGAGCAAUCAGUUAUAUUUUGUAAUUUCGGAAGCGAAACAUAUUUGGAUAAUGAGCAGAUUCAGGAGCUUACACUUGGGUUGGAGCUCACUGGUCUGCCCUUUUUCCUGGUUCUGAAUUUCGGAACCGGUAGCUUUGACGCUCAGAAUAAGCUAGAAGCAUCACUACCAGAAGGUUUCAGAGAAAGAAUCAAAGACAGGGGAGUAGUGCAUACAGGGUGGGUGCAACAGCAGCACAUUUUAGCACACAAAAGCGUAGGAUGCUAUCUUAAUCACUCAGGGUUUAGCUCUGUAAUAGAGGGUAUUGUGAAUGAUUGUCAGCUAGCAUUUGUGGCUCAAAAGGGUGAUCAGUUUCUAAAUUCUAAGAUGUUUAGUGGUGAUCUUAAAGUUGGGGUGGAGGUAAAUAGAAGAGAUGAAGAUGGGUUUUUCGGAAAAGAGGACAUUUUGGAAGCAAUUAAGACUGUCAUGGUGGAUACUGAUACAGAACCAGGCAAAUCCAUCAGAAAGAAUCACAGCAAUUGGAAAAAGUUUUUCUUAGACAAGGACAUUGAAACUAAAUAUAUUGCUAAUUUAGUCAAGGAAUUAGAAGCAUUGGUUCAAAAAGCUUGAUCAUGGCUUCUGAAGGUCAAUAAGUAAAAGAGUGAUGGGAAAUAAUACAGCAUCUUGCAUUUAGAUUCAUGUUUUUAUUAUGAGAUGAUAUAUUCUUGGCAAUUUUUUUUUUUCUGAAAUAAGCAAUAUUGUACUUUUGUUAUGUACAUUAUAUUGGUGGUUGUUUCAUUAAGAUGACAUGUUCUCAUUUUUUUUACUUAAGCAAUAUUGUUCUCUCUUAUGCUCAUAAACAUUAAGCGUAUCACCUCCUAAAUGUUAGUACAAACUCGAAUAAUUUCAUGACCUAGCACAAGUUAAAACUUUAUGAUCCAAGUUUCCAGCAAGAUUUCCAAUAGGCUUACAUAUCUUGUUCACUAAAUCAAGGAAACUCCAUUAGGAAAAAUUGGAGUUCGUCAUAUUCAUUGGUUGACAAAGGCAAUCUAAACACUACUUACACUUUUUUUUUUUUUCAAUAUUUCAGAAAGAAAAAAGGCCAUAAUCAAGGGUGGACCUUUGUUAGGGCUGGCAAGGACCCGGCCCCCUUGAGUAUUUUUGAGAGUUUUUCUUUAUAAGUAAUUUGAUGUCUAUUACUUGCAUAUAAAAAGUUAUGACAAAGUAAUUAAGUAUUGUUAUAUUUGAACAAAAGGUUAGGGGACCAAACCUUAGUCCUCCUAACUUUUUGGCCUAAAAAGAUAAGGGGAUCACCACUAUUAGCAAGAUUCAAACUCCAAACCUCUCAAAUCCGACCAAAUGAUGGUAAAUACUGCACUUUUAGGUGUAUGAUAUGAGCACAUUGUAAUUGUAAUCAAACAAAUACUCUACUAAAUCUUACAAAUACUUCCUUCGUCCCCUUAAUUAUACGCCUAUUUCUUUCAUUUAUCUCACAAUCUCACAUAAUAGAAAGAAAUAGGCAUAUAAUCAAGAGACGGAGGGUAUACAAUUUAACAAACCCCUGCCCCACUACACAAUACAAUAGCUGCUCCCCAUGAUGUAGUAAAUGAAAAGGACGUAUUCCCUAAAGCCAUCAACAAUUCAACAUGGCAAUUAUUGGCAGGGAGAAAUAUUAGAUGCAUAGGCAAGCUCGGUAUAAACAAUUUUAGCAAUUCAAUCUAAAUCAUUUCCUAUAAUCCAUUUAGAGAGGAUGACAUAAAUCUUAUUCCAUACUUAGAAUUACAAACCAGAAAGAUAAAAUCAAAACGAAUGUAGAUCUCUUUAUUUUUAUGAGUGAUUUUUGGUUCGUAUUAUUUAUUAAUCUACCCUAAAGAUUUAUUAUAAAAGUCAAAAAAUUAAAUUGAAUAUAGAAUGCACAUUUUUUACCAUUAACAUUCUUGAUUCUGUAUAAAUUAAAAUCAUGAAAAGUUGAUACCAUGAAAAUUAGAAAUGAAAUAAAUCUUAUAAGAUCUAACAAAGACAAUGAAAAUCACCAAAGACGAUUAGAAGUUUCAAACUCUUGAAUAACAAGUUGGAAGAACUUCUACUAACAUACUUCGUAGGGGAUAACUCAAACUAGGGGUUAGCAUAAUAGGGUAUCCUGUUAAAAUUUAAUAAACCUGAAUCGAAACCUGUUGAACAGGUUCUUGGAAAUUGAAACCGGAACUGAAACCUGUUGGUACAAGUUCUCCAUUUCACUACCCAAAACCUCUUGUACAGGUUCAAAUUCAAAAGCCUACAGUUCCUACAAGUUCCGAUUUAGGGUACCUUGAUUUUUUUGCUCACCCCUAACUCAAACAAUAUGCUUAUUUGAUUUUGACUUAAUACUUAUUUUCAAGUUUCUGAAAAAACGAAAAUUUAUGCAUAUAUUUUUUUAAUAAUACAAUAUCCAUUUGCAAGGUUUAGGAAGUAACAUGUGGUUUAAAGUUAGAACCAAGGAGCAAGUAUUAGAAAGAUGUAUCAAACUUUAAUUAAUUAAUCACUUUUUAAAAAAUCUUUAUCUUAAUUCUGGAUGGAUCAGAUGUGAAUGAAGGUAAAUUAGCUAGAUAGAUUGAUGGAUAUAUUGGGUGACCAAUAAAUCGUUAGUGGAUGGAGGCGGAUGAAGCAUCACCCGACCCACCUCCGACCAUUGUCAUCCCUACACUUACGUAAUAAUAGAACUAAAGCAUUACAUAAUUCUAGUUGAAUCACGUCAAUCCCCAACCAACAUAAUAAAAACCAUUUAAUAGAACAAUCCUACUUCAGUCCAUUUCUGUUUUAGCUCCAUGUUAGUCUAACAACCACUGUAUCCUAAAAGUCGUCAGAAAUAGUAGGGAUGCUGACUAAAGGUCACACAAAAUAUCUAUUGUAAGGUCCCCAAAUCAUUAUGAUGGUUGAUACACUACUGACUAACCCUAAUUUAAAUUACUCACUCUGUUCUUAUUUGUUUGCUCCAUUAAAAAAUAAUUUAAAGGUAGUAGUAUGGAUACUAUGGAUCAAGGAAUGUAAAUCAUGAUCACACAACAACAAUUUUUAUAGAAGUUAAAAAUAUCGUCAAUUAUAUGUGCAACAAAGGAAUAUUUUAUGUCUCACAAAUAAUACCCUUUUGUUGCACACACUGUAAUAAUUAACGGAGGUAGUAUAUAGUACAAAAGUUCACUCGGUUCACAGCAUAGGAAACCCGCAAAGGCAUUUUCAAGGCAUGCAUAUAUAAUUUAUGUAUCAAUAAACUAUUUCAUUUGCAUGAGGUGGGUAUAAAGACUAUAAACCUAACUCUUCUAGAAUAUCAUAAGUCGUUACAAAAAUAUAAUACAUCUGAAAUAUAAAACUUUCAUGAGUCAUGUAUCUCAUGACAUCCUGGCUUUACCAUUAAGACCUUCAUUUUACACCACAAAACCUAAUUGUCAAUAAGAAAAGGAGCCACAUUGUCACAGAAAUAAGUUAAAAGCUUCAUUAAUUCUUUUUUUUUUUUUUUUUUUUUGACAAGAAAGUUUCAUUAAUUCAGUUUAACUAGGAAGUUUGACAUGUAUCCUCAUUUUUUUUCUAUCAGAAACUAUCCCACGUCUUUUUGCUAAGAGGCACCACCGAUUGCUAAUUUGAUACAUGUAUCAAGAUUCAAGAAUUAGGUAUCUAGUCUAAAG